GUAUAUAGGUGUAUAAUCUAUGAUAAACCGAUUGUGUCAAAUAAUCAAAUUGGCAAUUCGCUCCGCGUCUUAACUUUUAUUUGUUUCGCGUUUUCGCUCCUGUUGUGUAUUUAUUUAUCAGUCCUAUUGAAAAUAAUUUAAAAUUCCGUGAUAUGAGAUCUGUCAGUGCGUAAUAAGUUUUCUCAAAUAGUACUUUCAAAUGCAUUAUUUGUCGGCAUUUUAGGUUAAAGAAUAUCGUCAUCAUAAUAACGUAUGUGUAAUGAUAGAGUUAUUUUUGGAAAGUAAUUAUCGAAAAGGUCUAUCAUUGAGUGUUUAAAAGUGUGUAAUAUUGAACAUUAAGUUACGUCCCUGGAAAGAAAAUGGGUCUGAUAUUGUCAAGAUUUCGCCGCAAGAAAACAACAAUAGAAAUACUGGAUAAGCUCGAAACAAAAAUAAAAAGUAUAGAAGAGGAUGGGCAGUAUAAGGAGCAGACACACAAAAGGAUCAUAGGUUAUAUGAUGGCGUACUCUGUAGGACUGUACGUGCUCUUCGCUGUACUGUAUUACUACAUGUACGUCGGCAGGAGCCAGCAUUGGGUGCAUUCGUUGCUGUACGCCUCGCCGCUGUUGAUUCUUCCAGUUCUCGUAAUAUUUCUACGUUCCUCAAUAUCUUGGUACUACAACUGGACGCUCAACAAGAACAGAAUGAAACUGAACAAAAUGAGAGAAGAGAAAAAGAAGCUUCUAGAAGACGUCAUGAAUACAGAGACUUACAAGGUCGCUAAGGAGAUAUUAGACAAGUACGGCUGUCCAGAGGAGCAAUCGAAAGCGAUCACACCCUUACCGGCACUCAACGCGACUACCGUGAUUAGAACCCCACCAGGUAGACUUACGACACCAGUGCAGAUACGACCAAGAUUAGCGAUACAGCACUCAACGCCGAUAACGAACAAUAAUCAUAAUUUAGUACCAGUCAAUACACCAACGGCUUUGUACAGGGGGCCGCGACUAAGGUCGGAUCAGUUGCCGCGACCGCUCCCAGAUAGAAACCGCUCUGCGUUAGACAAAGUGGUCGACUAUCUCUUAAAAGACGGACCGAACCAUCGCAUGGCGCUGAUAUGCAGUACCUGCUUCUCACAUAACGGCAUGGCGAUGGCGGAGGAGUUCGAGUACGUGUCGUACGUGUGCGCGUACUGCGGGAAGCUGAACGCGGCGCGCAAGCAGCGCCCCGCCGCGCCGCUGCUGGCGCCCGCGCGCGCCGUACUGCCCGCUGUGCGCGGCUUGGUCCACGGUGGUGGCGAUGACUCGUCAGUGGCCAGUUCAAGCGACAGCGAGGAUGAGAAGCAUGACAAUGAUACCCUUAACCCUUUAAGCGAGCAGGAUCGUCCCCCCUCCCCAAUGGAGGUCGAGACGAAAUCCGAAGCAGAGAAAAAAGAAGACUGAUUUUAAUACAAUUGUUGCAUUGUUUAUUAUUUAAUUAUUAUAAAUGCUUGCUUAUAUUAUAAUUGAUUGGUCAAGUGAGGGAGUUUCCGAAAAGUUUGUUUGACAUAUUUAUUUUUAUGUGUAUGAAUACAAAUUUAAAAUACAAUCAUGUUUGUUAAAUAAAUACAUCAACACCAGGACCACAACCUCCACUGAAUAGAGAGAGUCGAUUGGCUUAAUAGAUGAUUUGAUAAUUGUAAUAAAACCUCAUUUUUAAGGACCUAAAUAAUUAGCGAUGAAAUAUUUGUUAUCUAUGGUCGGUGCAUAGUUUUUCUUUGGAUCAUAUUUCUGUUUUGCCAAUAAUAAAUUAAUAAAUUCAAUGAAUUAUUGCUUGAUAUAAUUAUUAUAUAUUAUUAUUAUAUUAUUUUUAUAUAUUAUUAUCGCUUUAAAAUAGUGUUCAAGAUGUAAGUAAUUUUUGGUAAAAUUGUAACUCUUAAUGUUUUUUAUUAUGUAAAAACUUUUUUGAGUACAGAAUUACUACGAAAAUUAAUAUUGUAUUCAUUAAAAAAAAAACAUAUUAUUUCAUUAUGUGCAUGUUUUAUAUGUUUAUGUAUUAAGUUUGUUUUCUGAGGAAGGGACAAGGGACGUACGGUAAAGGUUGAUGGAGUCGCCUUAAAUAAAUACUACUCAUAAUUUAUUUUUAAAACGCAGCAAACAAUAUGAAUUUGUUAAUAUAAAGAAAAAUUUUAUUAAAAA
This is a messenger RNA of Melitaea cinxia (Glanville fritillary), 2156 nucleotides long. Its product is annotated as endoplasmic reticulum junction formation protein lunapark-B-like. Gene Ontology annotation, cellular component: endoplasmic reticulum tubular network. Bases 360 to 1421 code for a protein of 353 amino acids. The transcript has 10 exons. Gene Ontology annotation, biological process: endoplasmic reticulum tubular network organization. Lineage: Eukaryota; Metazoa; Arthropoda; Insecta; Lepidoptera; Nymphalidae. The record is from RefSeq and is a predicted model, not a curated record.